UUACCAUGAGCUGAGUUAUUUUAAUAAAUCCUUUAUUAUUCCCAUGGAUACAAAUAGAUACAAUUCAAUAAAAAAAAACACAAGACUAUCAGUCGAUGAAGUGUAUUUGUUUCUAGAUAAUUCAAAAGCACAUCUAAAACAUGAAUAAAAUUAAGAAAAAAAUCCGAAAGAAAUAUUCUGAUUUUUAUACAGCGGAAGAUAUUUUUGAGGAGAAAUCACCACAACUCAAUUUUUCCAUCACUGACUUGGAUAAGAAAGGACAUUUAUCAAAUCCUAAAGCUCCAUGUGUUGUUACAUCGAUUGAUCCGCAAUAUACAAAAGACGCAAAUAGACAACAGAAUUUUUAUAAAUUCAAUGUGAAAAGUGAUAUUCUUAGAUUGCGAGAUAUAACGAGAAAGAAAUUUCAAUACUACAUUACACAACAACGAGCACUUGAAAAAGCCCAAGAGGAUUCCUAUCAAUCAAGAGUUUAUGAAGAAACUAAAAAGUUUUUAAGUGUAACUUCAAAUCAACUCGAUGUUUUCCAAAAUGAUGCUUUUUGUAAAGUAUUAGUCGAGAAUGAAAAACUAAAGAAAAUUAAAUCUCAAAAUGUAUUUGAUGAAUUUAAAGAGUCCACCCUAAUGCAUCAAAAGUUAUCCACCGAUGUCAGGGAUGUUCACAAAAGAUUUAUUUUUCUUCUCAAAUUAAUAGGAUAUUUUGAUGUCAGUGAAGAAGGAAUUAAUAUUCUUAAAUUAAAUCGAUUGGCAGAUGCUGGUGAUUAUGUAUUCCUUAAAAGUGAUUUACAUUCCGAUUGUAUAUCCGCCGAACAAAUUAAACAAUUGAAACAAUUUGUGGUUGAUGUAAUUGAUCCAUAUUUGAAAAAACAAACAUUUUUGAAUGCUGAUGUUUGGAUUGAUGGAUACGAAAACACACGUCGCAAAUUGUUUGAAUACUACAAUCAAUUUACAAAACUUGCAAUUUUGAAUCAUAUUGUCUCAAUUGUUCAUUAUAAGUUUUUGAAAUUUCAUCAAAACUGUAACUUAAAGAUAAUAGCUCAAGAUCCCAGUUAUCUUAAAGAACAUAAAAGUCGACUUCAGGAUGAAGCUAAUCAAUUUUUUAAUAAAUUCGAACAAAAACAGAUAAAAAGUAGUAAAAUAUGUUGGGAUAUUAAAGGUGUUGCACCAGUUUUACUCGAACAAAUACAACAAAACGAUAAAGAAGAAAAGAAAGGACCUCCAAUAAGUGCUUUAACGCAGCUGGAGAAAAUUCAUAAUAUUUUAAUGAGUCUUCUCAACGAGCUUGAUAGUUUAGAACCAGAUUUUUGCAAGAACUAUGAAGAAGAAGUUCGAAGACAAGUAACAAGAGAGAAAAAAGCAUCGCGAAAUGUAUUGAUCAAAGUAAAUCGCUUCCAAAAUUGGAUAGAACAUUAUAAGAAACAUCAAAAGAAAUAAUACAUAAAUAAAUUGAUAAUUAAAGUUUCUGUUGGUUUUGAACUUAAAUAAUUUGUCUUAUUUUACAAUGCUGGAACAGGAUAAGCACGCACAUAAUUACUUUUAAUGUGGCUGAGAAUUUUAAAAGUUCUGGAAUGAAGAUUUUAAGGAGUCAAAUCUAAAAAUAAAAAAAGAAACAUGCCAAUAUAAAUCCACUUUGGCUUCUUAGUAAAUACUCAUUGAAAAGUUUAAGAGGUUUUACUGCAACACGCAUACAAAUUAUAGGCAUGGAGUUUCAAGUUCAAUAAAAUAAACUAAAUGAAUAAAACUCUGGCUUAAAAGUUAAAACUUUAUUAAAAUGUAAAAUGUUAACUCAAAUGACACUAAGCCGAAUUCAAUCGCCGACGGCAAAACAUCCCAUAAACAUCAAAAGCUCUACAUUUAUGUAUUUUGCCCACAUGAAAGAUAACCCUAAUUCCAUCUUCAUAAUUCUUAUCAGUUUGUGGGGGUUAAAUGCGAAAAAUUGUAUUUGAACAAUCAAUCGAUGGCUUAGUAAAAUAAUCAAAAAGAUAAGGGGCUGUAUACAAUUUAGGACCCGUUUUUGUUAAAAUUUUUUUAUUUUUGUAUUAUUCUUGCUUUAUUGUUAAAAUA
This is a messenger RNA of Episyrphus balteatus (marmalade hoverfly), 2060 nucleotides long. RefSeq lists its product as uncharacterized. NCBI's taxonomy places the organism in Eukaryota, Metazoa, Arthropoda, Insecta, Diptera, Syrphidae. Bases 141 to 1430 code for a protein of 429 amino acids. The transcript is spliced from 10 exons. The record is from RefSeq and is a predicted model, not a curated record.